CGACGAAAGUCUGAAAACUCUUUUCUCUCCACCUCUUUCUCUCUUACCCCAAACACAAAAUCUCCUCUUUAAUGGAUAUAUCGCCUCUCCGAUCUCAUUCUUCCUCGUUUUUAUCUGCCAAACUCUUAUUGCUCUUCUUCUUUUGUAGUUUUCGUGCUUCUUCGAUUUCUUCUUCUUCAGUUGUUUCCCAUCGUCGUAAUCCUUCUAGCUUUCGGUUUCUUUGAUAAUUCCCUUUGAAUUCGUUUUUCUUCUUCUUUCAAUUUCCGCAAAUAAUCAGCCGCCGAUAAGAUAAUCAUGGGGAGGAGUAAGAUUUCUCUUCUUCAAUUUUUAUUCUUUAAUUGAUUCAAUUUGCAACUGGAUUUGUUUGUUUUAGGGUUUUAAUUGAUUACUAAUUUACUAUGAAAUCUCUUAUAUAACCAAUUUCUGUUUUCGUUAACGCUUUUAUAAAUUUGGAUGCUUUGAUUAACUUUUGCUGGAAUUGUUUUUUUUUGUGCAGAAUCUCAGCGUAAGAACGCGACAAUGUUUGAUAGUGAUGAUGAUACAAGUAGUGUAAGCUCUUCCUCCACCAUGCCAUCUGAGAGAUUGUUGAAUCCUGGUAUGGAUGAAGUUACUGUUCUCAAGGAUGCUUUGUUAGAUCAAUCCCUUGAUGCUCUCUAUGAGAAAAGAGAGCAAGCUUUGGCCACCAUUGUUGACGCAUUUAACAGCGACUUGCAGUAUGAGUUUGUUGAAAAGAAGUUUGCCACUUUAUUGCACCAGUGUUUACACUGCACCAAGAAAGGGUCUACUAAGGAGACUUCAUUAGCAACUCAUGUCAUUGGGUUGCUAGCGUUAACUGUUGGACUCGGGGAUCAUGCACAAGAGGUUUUGGAAGAAUCUGUCACUCCUCUGUCUCAAGCCCUUAAAUCUGGUCGUGAAAUCUUGAAAAUAACUUCGAUACUUGAGUGUUUAGCAGUCAUAACCUUCGUUGGCGGGAAUGAUCCAGAGCAAACCGAGAAAUCUAUGCAGAUUAUCUGGCAAAUGAUCCACCCCAAACUAGGGUCUAAUGUUGUGGCAACUAAACCUUCACCUGCUGUAAUAAGUGCUGUUGUAUCUUCCUGGGCUUUUCUGCUCACAACAGUUGAUCGGUGGACUCUAGGUCCUAAAAUUUUUCAAGAGACUGUAACUUAUCUCUCUACAUUGUUGGAAAAGGAUGACCGAUCUGUACGUAUAGCUGCUGGUGAAGCGCUUGCAGUAAUAUAUGAGUUGGGAACUCUAGAGAAGUUCGCUGCCGAAGUCAAAGGGUCUGCUAAUGGAUCAGUGAAAGAAGGAGGUGUCUCUCAGGAAGCAUUGAUGCACAUGCAUGGCUUGAAAGCUAAAGUCACUAAACAAGUUAGAGAGCUCUCUGUAGAGGCAGGUGGUAAAGGUUCUGCUAAGAAAGAUCUCAACACCCAACGAAAUUUGUUCAAAGAUCUUGUUGAAUUUCUUGAGGAUGGAUAUGCUCCUGAAACCUCAACAAAAGUCGGAGGGGACUAUUUACAGACGUCAACGUGGUAUCAGAUGAUACAGUUGAAUUAUUUGAAGCAUUUCCUAGGGGGUGGCUUUAUUAAGCAUAUGCAGGAGAAUGAAUUCCUUCAUGAUGUAUUUAGUUUCACUCCAAAGAAGAUUGGUGGAGGAAAGUUGUCUAAUGACGAAAAGAGGUUGUUUAAAUCACCAAACUCAGCUCUUAACAAAGCAAGAACGCAGUUCCUGGCCAAGCAAAGGAUGUUAGCUAAGAAUAUGAACGUUGGGCAUUACGCAGCUACAGCAAUGGAGGAAGAAUGAUGGCUCUACAAUUGAUUUUUGAAGAAUGAUGGCACACUCAUCUGCUGCUUUUGGAAAAUGUUGUUGUUCCAUUAGUACACUUUUUCUUGUUUCAUGUUUUUGAUUUGAUAAUUGGUUCCAAUAUUAUAACCAACUCUUAGAAAUGUCUUUUCAUUUAUAACAAUUUUCGACCGUUGAGUGUAAUUCCUAUGAUUCAACACUUGUUGUUUCUGUUAAGAGUGCCAUUGACCAAUUGUAUUUUGAGCUGAGACUCGGAAUUGUCACUGAAAAUUUGUCAGUGUAUUGGUG
Molecule: messenger RNA, 2088 nt
Organism: Arabidopsis thaliana (thale cress)
Lineage: Eukaryota; Viridiplantae; Streptophyta; Magnoliopsida; Brassicales; Brassicaceae
Gene: SAT32
Product: interferon-related developmental regulator family protein / IFRD protein family
Exons: 11
Coding region: 520-1800 (426 amino acids)
Source: RefSeq, marked reviewed